AUGGAUUUGAUAAAUAUUGGCAAAGAGGCACGGAAAACGGGAUUUAAGCCUCGAGAAGGUCUACCCAGAGAUCAGCAUGAUAUGGAAGACAUCGAUGAGUUCUUUGCAGAUGGCAAUUCCUCCGAUGCCAUCGCUGGGACAGGGCUGUCAACUACGAGGCAUAAGAGUAAGCAAAGGCGAGAAUUCAGUCAUGAAUCAGACAGUGAAGCUGAUUCAUCUAUUCAUCAAGCAAUGUUCAAGAGCUCGGACGAGCGAAGGUUAUCGCCAAAACGUGAAUCUCAACACUCACAUAAAACUACCGAGAAAAACGUAUCAAACAAGGAAACCAGUCUGUCAAUGAUACACUCCGACAACUCUCAUUAUGAUGCACUUUCGGAUGCUGGGGAGGAUGCCGAAGCGUCGAGUGCGCUAACUUCUCAUCGUGAAGCACUAUUUACAAAAAAAUUGGCUAGCAAUCGAGAUUCCACCAAUAAAGUUCUCCGACAUCUACCUUCCACUCAAGAAUUUGACAAUUAUGAUGAAAGUGAAAAUCUUGAAGCAUUUAUGGAUGAUCAAAUCCCUCAAAAACCCAGUGAUAUGCUCGAGGAGGAGGGUGGUAACGAUGGAACUGAGCAGUUGACCGCAAUAGUUCAGUAUGAUGUACCACUUGCUUCGUCUGACGAGACUGAGGCAUCUGAUGACGACUACUACGUGUCACCGCAAGAACGGUGUGACAAAACUGGACUAGAUGGAUUGACCUCACUGCUACCUUCACCUCCACCAGAAUCAAAGAAAUUAAGAAGGUCCAAAAGAACAAGAGUUAAACCACUAGACUUCUGGAAGAAUGAAAGAAUCAUUUAUACUAGGGCUGAUGAAGACUUUUCGCAAGGGAAGGACAACAGUCUUAUUAAUGAUCUUCGAAAGAUCCCACUUCAAGAAAUUACUGAGAUUAUUCAUGUCAAAGACCCUGAGCCUAAAACCAAGAAAAGAAAAAUUAGAGCAAAUGCGAAGAAAAAAGCAAUUUCACCUAAAAUACCCUCUUCUUCAGAGACUGACGAUUUUACGCCGCAAUGGUUUCAAGAUGGUGCGAAGAGUGUAAAUGUCUACCUUGAAGAGGACAAAAAGGAACUACUUGAAGUAGCGUGGGCGCCUGAUGGCUACCAAUUUCAAAAUUCAGACAAGGCGAGUGUCUCGGAUCACUUCUCAGCCGCACCGAUCUACGAGUCUUCCUCUGGCAACGUAUCUGCUGGGCUCAUAGAGAUUCCUUGUGGAGGCUUCAAGGAUCGUCGAAGUUCGAGCGUGACAUCCAUCUUCCACGUAAUCGAUGGUCGCAUUGAAGUGGAAUUAAAUGAGGAUCGUUUUGUUGUUUUAAGCGGUUGCUCUUUUGUGACGCCAUUUUCAAAUGUCUACAGUUUAAGGAAUGUCGGUCUGGACACGGCGAGAAUAUUUUUCACCAGUUUCAAGGUUAGAUGA
This is a messenger RNA of Candidozyma auris, 1452 nucleotides long. It is a transcript of the gene MIF2, whose product is annotated as Mif2p. Gene Ontology annotation, cellular component: kinetochore. Gene Ontology annotation, biological process: spindle attachment to meiosis I kinetochore; kinetochore assembly; attachment of mitotic spindle microtubules to kinetochore. The coding region runs from base 1 to 1452 and encodes 483 amino acids. The record is from RefSeq and is a predicted model, not a curated record. The transcript has a single exon. Lineage: Eukaryota; Fungi; Ascomycota; Pichiomycetes; Serinales; Metschnikowiaceae. Gene Ontology annotation, molecular function: centromeric DNA binding.